UGCAAAAUAUUCUUAUUUUUUAUUUAUAAAAAAUAAAUAAAUUUAUCGUUUUUCAAUGAGUUGAAAAUUACGUUAGAAAGAAAACGGAUAUAAGAUAUUAUAGGAUGUUAUAUAUGCUAAUACCAUAUUAAUAACAUGAAAAAGGCGCGAAAGGACUUCUCAAUAAUGACCUUUACUAGAGAUUUGUACAAUUAAUCGUUACAAAGAGUUAUCCAUAAAAAAACAAAUUGUUUCAGACGUGACGUAAUACGCGGGUAUUUUUGCUGUCGAUGAGUUAUUUACUUCCUUGGCCGUCGGAUUUUUGUUACUCGUCAAUUGUUUGCGAAGCUGUUCAAAGAGCCGCCACAAUUAUACACGUGCGCGAAAGAACCUGCUUGAUUAUUCAUCUAUCAAGAAUAAAUUUGUAUAUUUGAAGUGUUUAAAAUCACUUUAAGAUAGUUUUAUACAAGAUAGUUUAUACAAUUAAUAAAGAUUCAUUAUAGCAUAUAUUAGAGCAAAAGUAUUAUCAAAAAGACAAAUUAAUUAUUGAAAAUGUGGUUAUUAACAAGUCCUACUGGAGAGCUCAUAUAUUUAAAGCCAGAUAUGCUUGUAUCAAUAGGUAGAAAGAAAGGUGAUAUUAUUCUAUCACAUGACACUUCGAUUAGUAAAUUUCAUGCUUCUAUUAUAGUUAACUCUCAAACAAAAUUUGUGGUGGGUCAACCUACCUCUACAUGCAUACUUAAAGACGAAGGAUCUAAAUACGGAACUUUCAUUUUAAGAAAUCAAAAGUUUAAAAAGGUGAUAACAGAUAUCAAUUUAAAAGAUCAAGAUUUAAUAAGAAUUGGCUUACAAGAAGAAAUAUUUAUUGUCUCGUAUAUACCUAUAAUUACAUCAACAUCUGGAUUGCCAGAUAGCGCAAAAGGUCAACUUCAUAAAAUUAUGGAUGAUAUUGAUGGUAUUAUCACAGAUAGUUGGGAAAAGUUUUGUACACAUUUAACAGUAUUAAAACCAAAAUUGACAGAGAAGGUAGCUGUAUCAUUAGCAGCUGGUAUACCAAUUGUUAGUAUAGAUUAUUGGAAAGCAGUAAAAUCUGCUACACAAAAGGGUGAACCACUUCCUAAAACUGAUAAUUAUAUAUCAGAGAUAAGUGAACAAUACAUUUCCAAAGGAAUAGUUUCUCUUUAUCCAAAUGAUAAACGCAAGACAUUAUUUACAAACUUAAUAUUUAUAUUUUUUGAUUUAAAGCAAUAUGAGAUUUAUGAAACAAUGAUCAGAUUAGCAGGUGGAAAGUCAAUAGUACUUAAUUUGAAAAAUAAACCGACUCUCAAAUUGCAACAUAACUUCAUUUAUGUACAAUUUUCUAGUAGCGAUGAAACUCAAUUAACAGAAGAUGUUAUGCAAGAGUAUGAUCAUAUAUGUAAAACAUUGAAAAGUUUAAAGCACAGAGUUAUACCAGAAUCUGAAAUAUCACUUGCUAUUUUAUAUUGUUCUAUUGAACGUUACUGUAAUAUAAAAUAUAAUUUUGCAAAUAUUCUCCAAAGACAAGAGAAGCUUAAUUAUGAUUUACCUGACACUCUUGUUAUUGAUACACAAGAUCAAGAACUUUUAACAAAAGAAAAUUCUGUAGGAGAAAAGAGAUCUUGUUAUAGAAGAGACAAAAAUUGUAUUGAGGAAUCAUUAAAAAUUGGUGAUCGUGUUAGUACACCAAGCAAUGUUGCUUCACAAAAGAUCUUGGAUAAUGAGAAAAAAUCAAUUACUUACAUAGAACCUACUACUUCUAAAAAUUCAUCUCUAGAGAUUAUUGAAUCUGAAGAAAGUGAUUCAAGUGAUAGUUCCAUCAUUGAAGUAAAAGUUGUAAAAAUUGUUAAACAUAAAUCAACAAAUAUGCAAGGUACAUCAAAAACAAAAGAAACACAAGAAACAAAAGUAAAAGAAAACUUAGCUACUAUUAAUUCAUCAAAUAUUAGAUGUUCACAAAAUAAUGAUAUUAAACAAAAUUCUAAUACAUCAAACAUAUCAAUACGUAAACGUCCACCUGGAAAAACAUUCCAAAAGGCACAUGUUAAAAUACCUGUUAAAAGAAUAAGACUUUAGAUCGUUACGAAGCAAAGUGGAACUAGCGAAGAUGGUGGAGUAUACUAUGGUUUUUUAGAUAAACGAAGACUUUAUAAUAAUUACAUUUAUGUAUAAAUCCAAAGAAAAU
Vespula vulgaris is the source of this 2182-nucleotide messenger RNA. Its product is annotated as nibrin. Gene Ontology annotation, biological process: mitotic G2 DNA damage checkpoint signaling; double-strand break repair via homologous recombination. Gene Ontology annotation, molecular function: damaged DNA binding; protein binding. The coding region runs from base 532 to 2073 and encodes 513 amino acids. Lineage: Eukaryota; Metazoa; Arthropoda; Insecta; Hymenoptera; Vespidae. The transcript has 10 exons. The record is from RefSeq and is a predicted model, not a curated record. Gene Ontology annotation, cellular component: Mre11 complex.